Messenger RNA from Ceratosolen solmsi marchali, 1994 nucleotides. RefSeq names its product extra spindle pole bodies like 1, separase (gene Sse). Gene Ontology annotation, cellular component: mitotic spindle; nucleus; cytoplasm. Gene Ontology annotation, biological process: proteolysis; meiotic chromosome separation. Lineage: Eukaryota; Metazoa; Arthropoda; Insecta; Hymenoptera; Agaonidae. The record is from RefSeq and is a predicted model, not a curated record. The transcript is spliced from 9 exons. The coding region runs from base 27 to 1994 and encodes 655 amino acids. Gene Ontology annotation, molecular function: cysteine-type endopeptidase activity.
AGUGAGAACGUGGGGAAAAGUGAAGAAUGUCGUCGCGUAGAGAUAGCAUUGGCGUGAUACGAGAAUUUCCCUGCGUAAAAAAAACUCCUUUAUCAGUACUAGAACAUCGUAAAGUGCCUGAUGUAUUUUUAAAUCAGACGAAGCAUGUCGAGGAGUAUUUGCCCAGCCUUAUUAAUGAAACCGUUAAAAUGAUUCUUGGUAAAAGAAAAAGAAGCCAAAAGAAGCCAUCGAUGACUAUAAAAAAGCUUGAAAAUCAGAUGAGCCUGUAUUUUAAGAAUACCGUUCUUAAUGUCGCUGUGGUUGAGAAUUCAUCCAUAAGUAAGAUGCUGGCUCUCAUCUGUUUAGCAAAUAAUAAAGAACUUGAAGCAUGCUCUCAUCUCAUAGCAUCUCACGCAGCUUGUUUACGACAACAAAUAUUGUAUAGGAAUUUGAAAUCUAAACUACGAAAUAAUAUUCUUCAUCAACAAAUGGUUAAUAAUUUGGAUCCUAAGGAUUUGGAUAUAGACCAUCAUAAUAAAAAUACUAAUCCAAAAAUGCUUGUAUAUACGCUUAGACAGUUGCCGACAGAGUGGUAUGUGAUACAAAUAACAGCUCAACACGAGCAUUUAAAAGAUGUAAGGCAUAGAAUGUCACCCGAUGAGGCGAUGUAUUCAUUAAAACCUAUGCACGGUCUUCACAUCGUUGCACUUCCUACUGGUACAAAUGCCAUGAAUCCUAUUUGCAUUACAUUACCAAAACCAAAUGCGAAUUCUACAUAUGAUAUUCGUAUUGAAAUUGAGACAUUGUUAAAUAAUAACAGAUCUGAUUUAACAGCUGCUUAUAAUAAUAAUAGCCUUUAUUGGAAAAUGCGUAAAAAACAAAAUGAACAAAUGAGCAGUGCUAUUUCGGAACUAGAAUUUUCUUGGUUAAGAGAAUGGAGAGUUCUUUUGUUAGCCGAUUAUGUGGAACGACUAGAUUUAGUAAAAGAUAUUUAUGACAUGAUAGAUAAGCUUAUAACAGAUUCAUCUAUUAAAAUAAUUACAGAAAGAACUCGUUGGCUUUUAAGAAAAAUUGCUACUGGAGCUUGUUAUCUUCAACCUUUUGAAGUUGAACGAGCAAUUAAAUAUAUUUUACCAACCGAGACAAAAUUAGCAAAAAAUAUAAUACUAUCAAUUACAGCUAAAGCUAAAACGAUAACUCCAUUAAAAUAUGCAAAAAGGAAAACACUUAUUUUAAUACUUGAUGAAUGUUUAGACCAUAUAUCAUUCGAAUCUAUAAAACUACUAAAGCAUCAGCCAGUAUCAAGAUUUCCGUCACUACAUAUUUUAUACGCAUUAUUUAAUCAACACAAAAGUUCAAUCAAGGAUGGUUAUAAAAUUAUUCGCAAAUCUGAUAAUUUAGGUACAUUUAUUGUUAAUCCAUCUCUAGACUUGUCCAAAAUGGAAGUCAGAAUGAAAUUAUUUAUUAAAUAUUGGCUACCCAAAUGGAAAGGAUUAUACGGCGUUAAACCAGAUUUAGAAUUUUUUAAGAAAGCUCUUACUCAAUAUGAUGUACUCAUGUAUAAUGGUCAUGGAAGUGGUAUUCAAUUUUUAAGAGGCGAAGAGAUUGAAAGAAUGAGAGUUCUCGCAUCGGUACUAUUAUUUGGAUGUGGUAGUAUAAAACUUUUACCCGUAGGUGGACGACUACCAGCAUAUGGAAUAUCAAAUCAGUAUCUUAUGGGUUGUAGCCCUUGUAUUUUAGGAAUGCUGUGGGAAGUGACGGAUGGAGAUAUCGAUAAGAUGACAGCUGAAUUUAUAAGUAAUUGGAUAUCGUCUACAGCCAAGCGAUCGUGGUCGGAUAUUAAUCAAACUUUAUGGCAUCAAGGAAUAAUUGAAUUCACAAAGGAUGUUAAUGAUAAAAAUGAUAAUGAACAGGAUAUAUUAAUAGCUGUAGCAAAAUCAAAGGAUGUAUGUAAACAAUAUAUGACAUCUGCUGCUAUAAUUGUACGGGGAUUGCCAGUGAAAUUAAUCGACUGA